AUGACACUUUACAAAUUAUUAACACCUAAAGCAUUCGCAGAAUUAUUAUCCAAGGAAACUAAGCGCCGUAUUAUCCCAGUAGAUUCCACCUGGUAUUUACCAAACUUGAACAGAAGUGGGAAGCAAGAAUUUUUAGAUGAAGAACGUCUAAAAGGAGCUGUUUAUUUUGAUAUUGAUGGUGUCAAAGACAUGAAAUCUGAAUAUCCUCAUAUGUUACCAGAUCUCAGUACUUUCAAUAAAUCCAUGAGUGAAUUGGGACUGAAGAAGGAUGAUAUUUUAGUGGUUUAUGAUAGAAUUGGUAACUUUAGCGCACCUAGAUGUGCAUGGACAUUAGCUGUUUUGGGACAUGAUCCCGUAUAUCUCUUGAACAAUUUCCCUGCCCUGAAACUGUCUGGGUACCCCGUUGAGACUUCUAAAGUGACAAGUUUUACUCCAUAUGAAAUGAGUGAAUACGUGUCCGAUGUUGAUUUGGCAGAGAAAGAAACAGUUUCCUUUGAAGAUAUGCAGAAAUUGGUGUCGACAGGUGAUAUUAAGAACUACCAGGUUUUGGACGCUAGAAGUCUUCAAAGAUUUACUGGUGAGGCGCCAGAACCUAGACCGGGCCUCAGCUCUGGUCACAUUCCUGGCGUUCAGCCAUUGCCCUUCCUAGAGGUCUUGAACAGUGAUAAAACUUUUACUUCAGAUCGUGAGGAAAUGCUAAAGAAAAUACAAGACUUCGUCUCGCAAACCGGCAAUGAGUUUGAAACCGAUAAACCAACCAUUGCAAUGUGUGGUACUGGUGUCACAGGUGUCAUAAUCAAGACUGCAUUAGAGAUUUCAGGUGUCAAGAAUGUCAGACUCUACGACGGGUCUUGGACCGAAUGGGUGAUGAAAGAUGGAGAAGUGGCUAAAGGAAGUUAA
This is a messenger RNA of Kluyveromyces lactis, 900 nucleotides long. It is a transcript of the gene TUM1, whose product is annotated as thiosulfate sulfurtransferase. The coding region runs from base 1 to 900 and encodes 299 amino acids. Lineage: Eukaryota; Fungi; Ascomycota; Saccharomycetes; Saccharomycetales; Saccharomycetaceae. Gene Ontology annotation, biological process: transsulfuration. Gene Ontology annotation, molecular function: thiosulfate-cyanide sulfurtransferase activity. The record is from RefSeq and is a predicted model, not a curated record. Gene Ontology annotation, cellular component: mitochondrion. The transcript has a single exon.